AUGUUAAGAACAUCUACCAAACAAAUAAGUAGAUCCGUAGGGAUUAAACCAUCUAUUUCAACUGUGAGAUCAAUUUAUACAUCAGUUUUAGAUUCUGAUAUUAAUAUCACUAAGAAUGGUAAAGUUAAUCUUGCAGUAGGUGCUGGAGGACGUUCUUCAAGAACUGGUUAUACUGCCACUGUUUUUGGAGCAUCUGGAUUUUUAGGACGUUAUUUAACUUCUAAAUUAGCAAGACAUGGUACUACUACAAUUGUUCCAUUUAGAGAUGAUAUGAAGAAGAGAUUUUUAAAAGUUACUGGUGAUUUAGGAGUUGUUAAUUUUGUUGAAAUUGAUGCUCGUAAUUUACAAAGUAUUGAAGAUUCAGUAGCUAAUUCUGAUAUUGUUAUUAAUUGUAUUGGUGCUGAUUAUAAUACUAAGAAUUUUUCAAUGGCUGAUGUAAAUAUUGCAUUAGCUGAAAGAAUUGCUUUAGCUACUAAAAAAGCUAAUGUUCCUCGUUAUAUUCAUGUUUCUUCAUAUAAUGCUGAUCCAAAAUCUGAAUCUGUUUUUUAUGCUACUAAAGGUAUUGGUGAACAAGUUGUUAGAGAUAUUAUUCCUGAAACUACUCUUGUUAGACCAGCUCCAAUGUAUGGUAGAGAAGAUCAAUUAUUAAAUUAUUUAGGUCCAAAAAUUAAAAUGUGGACUCCAAAUAAAAAUGCUAAAGAAAUUUGGCCAGUUUAUGUAUUAGAUGUUGCUAGAGGUCUUGAAAAAAUUGCAUUUGAUGAUUCAACUGCUGGUCAAACUUUUGAAUUAUAUGGUCCAGAAAAAGUUUCAUUCCAUGAAAUUAGAAAUAUGAUUAAUGGUAUCACUGAAAAAUACGCUCAAGUUGGUCCAUUUUCUUAUAGAUUUGCUGAUUAUGAAAUUCCAUUACCAUUAGCUAAAGCAAUUGCUCAAGUACAACAAUUGGUUUGGUGGAAAUUGACUAAUCCUGAUCAAGUUCAAAGACAUCUUAUAAAUCAACAUAUUGAUCCAAAUGCUAAAACUUUCCAUGAUUUAGGUAUUGAUGAUUUAACUAGAUUACCUGACGUUAUAUUUAGUUUUGUUAAACAAUGGCGACACCCAUUGAUUGCCCAAAAGGGUGCUCCAGGUAAGAAAGAAUUGGAAAAAUUAAGACAAGUUCAACAUUUCACUCCAUAG
Candida tropicalis MYA-3404 is the source of this 1173-nucleotide messenger RNA. RefSeq lists its product as uncharacterized. Bases 1 to 1173 code for a protein of 390 amino acids. NCBI's taxonomy places the organism in Eukaryota, Fungi, Ascomycota, Pichiomycetes, Serinales, Debaryomycetaceae. Gene Ontology annotation, cellular component: mitochondrion. Gene Ontology annotation, molecular function: protein-containing complex binding. The record is from RefSeq and is a predicted model, not a curated record. The transcript has a single exon.